Colletotrichum costaricense is the source of this 840-nucleotide messenger RNA. RefSeq lists its product as uncharacterized. The coding region runs from base 1 to 840 and encodes 279 amino acids. The record is from RefSeq and is a predicted model, not a curated record. Lineage: Eukaryota; Fungi; Ascomycota; Sordariomycetes; Glomerellales; Glomerellaceae. The transcript is spliced from 2 exons.
AUGGAGCCACUCGUCAGUGGUAUUAUUCCGGAACUCCGAGGUACCCGGAAUGACCGGCUGGAGCGAGACGGGGAGCACGAUAGCCUGGCGGCGCGAGGAAAUUCGAACCGUCGAGAUCAUGACCAUAUUCCGAUGGCACCGAGAGAGCAUAUGCAGCCGGAGAGGAUGAGCACCCCUGUAUACUUGGUGCUUUUCUCACUAACAGUAAUAUGCCUCGCCAUGGCAAAAGUCGCCUUGGGUGCUUUUCUUCCCCCAAUCGACUGGUGGAUCCCAUUCCCAUCUCUAGGGUCUGUCUUGGGCGGUAGGGGAUCCAAGUCGUCUGUAGCCCAGUCGUCGUCAUCUUCAGAGUCCUGGUUCAGAGGAGCCACCGAGACCGCUGCCAUUAUCUUCAAAACCAUCAUAGUGAUCCUUGGUGGCAAGUACAUAAUCACCAACGGAUCUCAAUGUCUCGUCGACUUUUUCCCGGUAGAAUCUGGUCCGCGAUCUCUCUUGGAAAACGGCACUCUCCGACAAACCCUUACGCUUAUGAGCUAUUUCAUCCUCCCCACCGCAACGUCGGCUACGGUCUCCUCAGUUGUCCCAAACGGCUUCUGCAAUCCAAAGGCCAACAUUCUACGCUGGUGGCCGCCUCGAACACGAGGUGACAUCAGAGCAAUAUUGGAGGGAUGGAGCGGCCUCGCAGGUCUUCACUUGAAAACGGGCGGCAGCAUGACGCAGAUGUCCAAGUGGAGAUGGAAUUUUGGGAGAGCUUUCAUGUGGUUGUUAGGGGUCGGCACCUUGGCGAUUCUGGUUUUCGAUAGUGUCGGUUUCUUUAGUUUCGUGGUUUCUUGGCAACGCUGA